Eruca vesicaria subsp. sativa (arugula) is the source of this 1322-nucleotide messenger RNA. Lineage: Eukaryota; Viridiplantae; Streptophyta; Magnoliopsida; Brassicales; Brassicaceae. The record is from the annotation of a GenBank genome assembly.
AAAAAAACUACAAUUUCAUUCUUUCAUCAAUUUUAAAUUUUGUCAUAUUCAUCAACAACAAAAUGACAUCGAUAGUAUUCGUUGUGGUUCUAACCAUUAUUUCCAUGGGAAGCGUCUCUCAAGCCACAUCUCGUGUCACCUUCCAGAAGCCCUUAAUUUCUGACCACCAUCAACAAUGGAUGACUCGAUUCUCUCGAGUUUAUACCAACGAGCUCGAGAAAAAGAUGAGAUUCGACGUGUUCAAGAAAAACCUGAAAUUCAUUGAGGAAUUUAAUAAGAAGGGAGAUAAAUCCUACAAGCUUGGUGUCAAUGAGUUUGCGGACUGGACUGAAGAGGAGUUCAUUGCCACACACACCGGUCUCAAGGGCAUCAACAAAAUUUCACCAUCUGAAUUUUUCGAUGAAAUGAUACCGUCUUGGAAUUGGACUGUUAGUGAUGUGGCCCGUGAGACCAAAGAUUGGAGAUCUGAAGGAGCUGUAACACCUGUUAGAUACCAAGGCCAAUGCGGAGGUUGUUGGGCGUUCUCAGCAGUCGCAGCGGUGGAAGGUGUCACAAAAAUUUCCCGAGGCAACCUCGUAUCAUUGUCGGAACAACAGCUUCUAGAUUGCGACAGAGAGCAUAAUAAUGGUUGUGGUGGCGGGAUAAUGUCAGAUGCUUUCAGCUACAUAAUAAAAAACCGUGGCAUUGCUUCAGAGCAAGCAUACCCUUUCCAAAUGACAGAGGGGAAGUGCCGUUACAAUGGUAGACCUGCUGCAUCAAUCAGAGGGUUCCAGACCGUUCCAAGCAACAACGAGCGUGCCUUGCUCGAGGCGGUUUCCAGACAGCCUGUCUCGGUUUCCAUUGACGCAGAUGGACCCGGUUUCAUGCAUUACUCAGGGGGAGUGUACGAUGAGCCGUACUGUGGGACCAGUGUGAAUCAUGCAGUCACGUUCGUUGGGUACGGUACAAGCCCUGAAGGGAUAAAGUAUUGGCUGGCUAAAAAUUCGUGGGGUGAGAGUUGGGGAGAGAAUGGUUACAUCAGGAUUCGUAGAGAUGUAGAAUGGCCUCAGGGUAUGUGUGGUGUGGCUCAGUAUGCUUUUUAUCCGGUUGCGUAACUAAGUGGCAGAUGACUUGGUAUUACAGUGUGAUAACUAUACUAAAACAUUAUAAUAACGAAAAAAUGUAUUAUUAUCAUAUAGUCUGGCUUAUCAAUUGUUUAGGUGUAGUCUAAAUCUGCAUAGCAAUGCUUGGCCUAUAUGUUUAGCAACAAAAAAUGCAUCACCUACAUGGUAUGUAUAAAAUCUUCACUGUAUAAUUUAGUUUGUAUUAUAUUUCCUGGAUAA